Nerophis ophidion (straightnose pipefish) is the source of this 6771-nucleotide messenger RNA. RefSeq names its product adrenoceptor alpha 2B (gene adra2b). Lineage: Eukaryota; Metazoa; Chordata; Actinopteri; Syngnathiformes; Syngnathidae. Bases 587 to 2152 code for a protein of 521 amino acids. Gene Ontology annotation, cellular component: membrane. The record is from RefSeq and is a predicted model, not a curated record. The transcript is spliced from 2 exons. Gene Ontology annotation, molecular function: G protein-coupled receptor activity. Gene Ontology annotation, biological process: adenylate cyclase-activating adrenergic receptor signaling pathway.
UUCCACAGGAGCCGCUCCAGCUCCAGCUCCGCGCCGAGGAACGGGCCGACCAUUGACUGCGUGUGCGUGGGUUUGCUUUGUUUGACGUGGCCGCGGCAGACGCGGGAAGAAGGUGCUCACGGGAAGACACGCGCUAAAUAAAUAUUGUCCAACGAUGAGCUUCGCGGACUUUUGCGCGCACCGAACAAGGCGCGUUUACCAGCGAAGACGCGCAGAGAAAAUGUGACAAUCCUCUCCUCCCUUUUCUCACCCACUUCUUGACAGUUUGAAUGAUCGCGAGUGUUUACGAGCUGGGACAAGUUGGAGUCGCGCACUUUGACAAACUGUGCAAUGUCACAGCCAUUUUUUUUUUUUUUUUUAUGGAGUCCAAGCUUUCUGUGUUUUUAUGGAGUCCCGGCUCUUUUUUUCUUUUUUUUUUUUGUAAUUAAAAGGCGUUGAACCGUGUCCUGACGCGAGAAGAGAACCCCACAAGUGUUUUUGCCGGCUUAUAAUGGAAUUGGAAGCACCGUCGUGGAGGAUGCAAGGGAGCUAACGUUGGGAGGAAGCAGCAGACACAACAGAGGACCCCAGGAGAGGUGACCCAAGUAUGGGCUCGGUGCCAGAGGGCGGCUGCUCUCUGGAGCUAAACGGCUGGAAUGUGAGCGGCGCCUCCGUCCCCUGCAACCAGAGCGUCCUCAAGCAGGCGCCCUACUCCCCCGAAGCCACGGCGGCCUUCGCCACCGCCAUCACCCUGAUGGUGCUCUUCACCAUCGUGGGGAACGUGCUGGUCAUCAUCGCCGUCCUGACCAGCCGCGCCCUGCAAGGUCCCCAAAACCUUUUCUUGGUGUCACUGGCCGCCGCCGACAUCUUGGUGGCCACGCUCAUCAUCCCCUUCUCUCUGGCCAAUGAACUUCUGGGCUACUGGUACUUCAAGUCUCUGUGGUGCGAGAUCUACCUGGCCUUGGAUGUGCUCUUCUGCACCUCGUCCAUCGUGCACCUGUGCGCCAUCUCUCUGGACCGCUACCUGUCCAUCUCCAGAGUGACCUACGGUCGCCAGCGGACUCCCAGGCGCAUCAAAGCUGCCAUCGUGGUGGUGUGGUUCAUCUCCGCCAUUAUUUCCUUCCCUCCCCUGCUGUCCCUCAAUAAGAGCGAGGGAGGCGACCUGGCGAGUGAGAGGGGUCCUCAGUGCCAGCUCAACGACGAGCGCUGGUACAUUCUUUACUCCACCAUCGGUUCCUUCUUCGCUCCCUGCCUCAUCAUGAUCCUUGUCUACGUGAGAAUCUACCAAAUUGCGAAGCAGAGAACGCGGUGCCCCCCUGGGGAGCCUCGCAAGGAGGGUGUCGGCGGCGCCACGCCGGGUCAAGCCAAGCGUCACUUACAAGCCAACGGCAGGGAGAACAAGGACGAAAAACAGUCUUCCCCUAAGAAAAUGUACAAUGACAGACCCCCCACCCUCGCCAUUACACCGUCUCCUUCAGGAGGGCAGACGCAACCCCCUCAGGGCCCCAACCCCAAUAACCUCCAACCUCCACCCCCUUCUCCAGCCAUGAGCCCAGUCACCAGCUCCUUAGAUACUUCGCUCCAUGCACCACCCGCUGCUCCACUGCCGGCGCCCCAGGCCUCUCCGGCCAAGUCUAAAGCGGCCGCCAAGAAGGUCAAGCAGCAAAAGAGCAAGAAAUCUGACAACAACAACGGCGACAUCUCCAGCACGGACAGCGAGGCCAGCCACGGCGGGGGAAGGGGCAGCGCCAGCAUGCCGGGGUCGCCCGCAGGAGGGGGCAUCCACUCCCCUGGCUCCAUCAAGCGAUACAGAAACAUGAUCGCCACUUCAAAGGGAGCUCGCCUGGUGCCGGGGAGGAAGUCCGGACGAGAGACCAACCCCGGGGCGGCCAGGCGCAAAGCCAUGCUCAACAGAGAGAAGCGCUUCACUUUCGUCCUGGCCGUGGUCAUCGGGGUCUUCGUGGUGUGCUGGUUCCCCUUCUUCUUCUCCUACUCCCUGCAGGCAGUGUGCCCCGAGACCUGCGCUAUCCCAGACCCGCUCUUUAAAUUCUUCUUCUGGAUCGGGUACUGCAACUCUUGUCUCAACCCAGUCAUCUACACCAUCUUCAACAAAGAAUUUAGGAUGGCUUUCAAAAAGAUUUUGUGCAGCAACACUAAGGGUACUUUCUUCUAGCGCACACAGGUGAGGACUUGCUUGCCACGUUUUCUCGACAAAGGGCUGGAUUAACAGUACUAUGAGCCAUUGAAAUUUACGCGUACAACUCCAAAUUUCUCCGAGACAGCCAUAAAAUACUGUUAAUUGCCAUUUGGGACUACUAGGGUUUCCCAAACUUAGGCAGAUAUAUCAUCUUUUUUGACAAUGUGCAAUCAAGAAGUUAAGAUUUGUGUGCCUGCUUGAUUGUCUUUAUUCUCAAACAUGUUGGUAGGCGAUUUCCAAUUAGAGGAACCUCAGGAUAUAGAAUUAUAUUCGAAAGACGUAACAAUAUAAUAUUUUGUUAAUAUAUUCAUGAACCAAAGAUAAGCUGAAUUUGAAUUAAAAUAAAUGUUAUCGUUGAUCCGAGAACAAGUUUAUUUGGUGGGAAAAGGUUUGCCUUACAGCAUGGGUGUCAAACUCUGGCCCGCGGGCCACAUCUGGCCCGCCGUGUAAUUUAAUUUGGCCCUUGAGGAAAUAUCAAUUUAGCAUUAGAGCUGGGUGCCGCUGUAACACCGCUUUCACUGCUAGUACUCAUACUUGCCAACCCUCCUAAUUUUCCAGGUAGACUCCCGAAGUUCAGUGCCCCUCCCGAAAGGCAACCAUUCUCCCGAAUUUCUACCGAUUUCCACCUGGACAACUAUAUUGGGGGCGUGCAUUUAAGGCACUGCCUUUAGCGUUCUCUACAACCUGUCGUCACGUCCGCUUUUCCUCCAUACUAACAGCGUGUCACAUAAUAUUUGUGGUUUUUACACACACACACACACAAGUGAAUGCAAGGCAUACUUGGUCAACAGCCAUACAGGUCACACUGAGGGUGGCCAUACAAACAACUUUAGCACUGUUACAAAUAUGCGCCACACUGUGAACCCACACCAAACAAGAAUGACAAACACAUUUCGGGUGAACAUCCGCACAGUAACACACCAGAACAAAUACCCAGAAAUCCCUUGCAGCACUAACUCUUCCGGGAAACUUCCAGCAAACUGACUAAUAAUUAACAUUUUAUUAAUGCGUUUUCUCUUGCUACUUAAAAGCUUGAAUGUUUGGUUCAUUCAUUAUUAUUUUAUUUUAAAAUUUAUUAUUAGCCUGUGGAAAAAAAUUUAUAUUUACCUCAGAAGAUUGCAAAUAGAAAAAAAGGCAUAACAUUUUUAUUAAAAUGUUAUUUGAUAUGCCAUUGAUAUUAUUUUAAUUAUUGUUAUUAUUAUUUGAAACUGGAUUUUUCACUAAAGUUAUAUAAGCCUUGCUUGUUCAAUAUUUAAUGCAAAACAUGUUUGGGUCCCUAUUAAAAGGUUAAUUUGUUCAACCUUGGCCCGCGGCUUUGUUCCGUUUAAAAUUUUGGCCCACUUUGUGUUUGAGUUUGACACCCCUGCCUUACAGCAUUUAACUAAGACCCAAUGGUUUGGGAAACCCUGGAAGAGAAGGGUGUGGUUCAGGACUCAUUUGGACCACAUCGCACUGAGUGAAUGUGGACAAAAGGUCUCAAAGAGAUCUGGGACAUACAAACAUAUAAUGUAUUGUUUGCACUUAUUACUUAGGACGGUGAUGCUUUUGAAGAGAGAAAACAGGUAAACAGGAGGCAGGCUGACCUUAAAUUCCGACAAGCCCGGGGGUCCUUUUGUUUAUCAGCACAGAGCACAAGGAGCACACAAGGUUAGUGGUGAUUUCUUGCGCAGCUGCAGGGCAAACAUGUGUUCCCUGAUUUCUAUCUAAAAGAGCAACAAAAAAGAAGCAUCUGAAGACCCACUAUGUGAUAAAAGGAGGGAGGAAUCCUUCAAAAAAAAAAAAAAAAAAAAGGACAUGCAUGUGAAAAGUGUCAGAUGCUUCUGCUCUUAGCUGCCAGCGAGUCAUAGCGGACACUCAGGUUAUUGUUUGUUUUUUUGUCAGCACCUAAAACAGACUGGAAGGACGAGAACACUUAAGCAAUGUUCUAACGAGAGCAGGACCAACAACGGGCCUCUUUAACGAGGUUCUCCACACCAUGUCAUGGGAGUUUCAUCCGCCGAUUUAUGCGCGUCAUUUCCAGAGUGAGGGGAAUACACGCCGAAACCUUCUUUCUUUCCCCUCCUCCAAAGACACAAUGCAGUGAGGUUGGUGUAACGUCGGCAGCCAUUUACCCCGUCUGUUUGCCUGACUCACUCGCAUUUCCUCUCAUUAUAGCGGCACAGAAUAUGUCUGCAGGUGCGCUCACAAGUUUGCAUACGCUUGUCAAUGCUGGGCUUCUUAAUGCGUUUUUCAAAAACUUUUACAGGGUGGAAUGACAAUGUACAUUAAAAGGCCUACUGAAAUUAGAUUUUCUUAUUCAAACAGGGAUAGCAGGUCCAUUCUAUGUGUCAUACCUGAUUAUUUCGCGAUAUUGCCAUAUUUUUGCUGGAACGAUUUAGUAGAGAACAUCCACGAUAAAGUUCGCAACUUUUGUUGCUGAUAAAAAAGCCUUGCCUGUACCGGAAGUAGCAGACGAUGUGCGCGUGACAUCACGGGUUGCGGAGCUCCUCACAUCUGAACAUUGUUUACAAUCAUGGCCACCAGCAGCGAGAGCGAUUCGGACCGAGAAAGCGACGAUUUCCCAAUUAAUUUGAGCGAGGAUGAAAGAUUCGUGGAUGAGGAUAUUGAGAGUGAAGGACUAGAAAAAAAAAAAAGACUAUACAUUGGGAGCGAUUCAGAUGCUAUUAGACACAUUUACUAGGAUCAUUCUGGAAAAUCCCCUUAUCUGCUUAUUGGGUUACUAGUGUUUUAGUGAGAUUAUAUGGUCGUACCUGUACAACCUGAAGGUUGGCCCCGCACCUUUCUUCAGCACCGGUCGACAGGUGGUGGCGAUGCCCAUCCCUGCCCUUGGCAAGGGACCCUCUUCGACAGUGGUCCCCAACCACCGGGCCGCAGCUCGAUUGGUACCGGGCCGCUGAAUAAUUUUUUAUUAAUUGUAAUUAUUUUUUAUAUAAAAAAAUAUAUAUAUAUUAAAACCAACACAAAAAACACAAGAUACACUUACAAUUAGUGCACCCACCCAAAAAACCCUCCCUUUUUCUUGACAAAAACCUCCCUUUUUCAUGACAAAGGGAAAUAAAAAAAAUAAAAAUAACCCCCACCCCCGCGGGACAAAUUAUCAAGCGUUGACCGGUCCGGUCCGCAGCUACAAAAAGGUUGGGGAACACUGCUCUUCGAAACACGAUCUUUCGAAAUGGUCGCUGCAUAAUACACUGUACUUUGUGUGUGUGGUCCAAUCCAACUGUGUUCGCUUGACCGCUGUGUUCCAUAGUAAAGCUCCACCGUCAUCUUUCGGGAAUGUAAACAAUGAAACACCGGCUGCGUUUGUGUUGCUAAAGGCGGCCGCAAUACACCGCUUCCCACCUACAGCUUUCUUCUUUGACGUCUCCAUUAUUCAUUGAACAAAUUGCAAAAGAUUCAGCAACACAGAUGUCCAGAAUACUGUGGAAUUAUGCGAUGAAAAGAGACGACUCAUAGCUGGGAACGGUGCUGGAACAAGAUGUCCUCUACAAUGCGUGACGUCAUCAUACAGCGACGUUUUAGCAUGAUACUUCCGCGCAAAAUUUAAAACUACAAUUUAGUCAACUAAACCGGCCGUAUUGGCAUGUGUUGCAUUGUUAAUAUUUCAUCAUUGAUAUAUAAACUAUCAGACUGCGUGGUCGGUAGUAGUGGGUUUCAGUAGGCCUUUAAAUUGGCUGCAUCCAUUUUAUUUCUUUUAAUAUUUUCUCUCUUUUACAUUGUGUCAAAAUGUAUCAGGUUAAAAUAUUCACCUACAAUCAUAAUUACAUAUUGUCAUAGGCGCCGAGCAACGUUCCCCCUAAGGCAGUGUUUUUCAACCACUGUGCCGCGGCACACUAGUGUGCCGUGAGAUACAGUCUGGUGUGCCGUGGGAGAUUAUCUAGUUUCACCUAUUUGGGUUACAAAUAAUUUUUGCAAACCAGUAAUUAUAGUCUGCAAUGAUGCGUUGUUGUUGAGUGCCUGGGGUUCGGUGAGUCGGCCUCAGGGGUUCGGCAGAGGUCAAAACACACCCGACUCAUCGUCUCAAUAAAAACUUCUACCUAUCGGAUACGGCAACUGCAGAAGUCACACUGAUUUGCAGGUGUGUAAUUUGUUGUGAGUUCAUGCAGUCUAGUGUGAGUUUAGUGUUCGUUUUGUUCUUUGAACAAGGUGAUAUUCAUGUACGGUUCAUUUUGUGCACUAGUAAAAUAAAACAUGGUAACACUAGAAUGGGGGACAUAUUCACCAUUAAUUAGUUGCUUAUUAACAUGCAAAUUAGUAAAAUAUUGGCUCUUAACUAGUCAUUAUUAAGAACUUAUUAAUGCCUUAUUCGGCAUGGCCUCAUUAUAAUCCUAACCCUCUAACCCAACCCUAACCCUAACCAACGGGGCGGUAUAGCUCGGUUGGUAGAGUGGCCGUGCCAGCAACUUGAGGGUUGCAGGUACGAUUCCCGCUUCCGCCAUCCUAGUCACUGCCGUUGUGUCCUUGGGCAAGACACUUUACCCACCUGCUCCCAGUGCCACCCACACUGGUUUAAAUGUAACUUAGAUAUUGGAUUUCACUAUGUAAAGCGCUUUGAGUCACUAGAGAAAAGCGCUAUAUAAAUAUAAUUCACUUCA